This is a messenger RNA of Paramecium sonneborni, 1644 nucleotides long. NCBI's taxonomy places the organism in Eukaryota, Ciliophora, Oligohymenophorea, Peniculida, Parameciidae. The record is from the annotation of a GenBank genome assembly.
AUGUAAUAAAAAGUAGAAUAAGUAUCUUUGCUUAAUCAAACUUGUAGUUUACACACUUCAGAAUAGUUAAAUUUAGUUUGUUUAUCUGCUUCUUGUUUAAGUUAAGGAUUUAUUUGUAAGCUAUGUAGAAAAUUACAUGAAAAUCAUAAUGUUAUUGCUGCUGAAGAAUUUUUAGAGAUCUUAAAAAGAUUAGUUAAUUAUGAUGGUAAAUACAAAACUCCAAAUCAAAUAGAUCCAAUAAUUGCUAGAACUACAGCAAGUUUAAUGGCUAUUAUUGAAGAAUUAGAAAUAUAAAUUGAAUAUUUUAAUGAGAAGUUAAAUUAGAUAAAGUCUUAAUUUGAAAAAUAUAAAUAAGUUUCAAAUGAUGUUUGUUUGUUAAACAAUCUGAUUUAUUAUGCAUAUGGAACAGAUUCUUAAUAAAGUUUAUUUUAAGAACAAUUAUAAGGAGUUCUUAAAAGAAUGUGCUUUCAUUCUAAAAAAUUAUCUUUAAUUUCAGUAGCUUCAUGUCAAUCUAAUUUUUUAUUUGUUCCUAAUUAAAAAUUGUAUUAGAACUUUUUAGAACCAAUCUUGAAUUAAUUGAAAUAAAUUAGACAAUCUCUUGAUACUAAAAUGAUGUAGCCAGAGUCAUAUAAUGUUUUAAAUCUUUAAUUUAAAAAUAGUUUAGACUUAAUUCCUAAUACAUAAUAUAAUCAAAUUGUAUUUGAAUCAGAAACCUUAACUGAAGAAGAUAAAAUUUUUGAAAAGUUUAUAAUUGAUAGACCAGAUAAUAAUCCAAUUAAGAAAAUUAAAAAAUAUAAAUAGGAAUAUAAUCCAAUAGAAGAACCUUGUAAUUAAGGAAUAGGAAGGGUUGAAAAAAUAUCAAUUGUAGCAGGACAUAAAAUGUGGUAUCAUGAUUUGGCUUUUGUUAGAUUUAAACCUAGAAAUUGGGUUGUAGAACCAAGACAUGCUUGUAUUAUUUGUAAAUGUCAUCCAAAAUUUGCUAGAAUAAAAGAAUUCUUAAAUUGUAAAUAUGGAGAUUUAUAUGGUCCUAUUGAAUUAGCAUCGAAUUUAUUUGAUGCAUUUAAAAAGGCUGUUGCAAAUAGAAAAGAGAAAUAAUAUCUUGUUGAAAGAAGUGGUAUAUAUUUUCAUGAUCUUUGUGUUUAUUGGUCUUCUGAGGUUUAAUGUGAUGAAGUAGAAGGCAAAAUAGAUUUUCUAUCUUUAUGUAAAGCUGUUGGUAAUUCUUAUAAUACAUUUUGUUAUUUAUGUAAAAGAAGAGGCGCUACAAUGAAAUGUAAUAAUCCAUAAUGUGAAAUUUGGAUUCAUUAUUAUUGUUGGAAAGAGUUAGAUCCCUCUAAUCAAUAUUUAGAUAAUAAAAGAUUUAGAAUGCUUUGCCCUUAACAUGCUUUAGGCUAAGAUUAUAAACCAGAAUGGCUUUAUUCUAAUUAAAUUGCUCAAAGUAUAUCUAAUUUUUAUGCACAAUCUAAAUAAAAACCUUAAGACUAAAUUAAAAUUACUCAUAAAGAACAAUAUGAAGAAGAUAAAUCAGAUGCUGAACAAUAAGUAAUUAACUCAUAUAAAUCUAAACCUAUAAUCAAAGAAUAAUCUAUCAAAUCAGAAUAAAACUUUUUUAUACCAGAUCCUAAUGAAUAAGAUUCCAUUUUAUGA